GCUAUGGAUACAGUAGCGUCGCAAUCAAAGAGGAAGCUGCCGCGGCGUCUUCGCCCGCGUUACAAAACGAUGCAGUGCAAAGCGGUCUGGAGAUUGUUUACUCGGACUAGAUGACAGAUCAUAGAUGAUGGAGCAGGACGAUGAACUGAAUGAGUUGCGGCUUCAGUUCCAAGCGUUAGAAAAACAGCAGGAGAAAAGAAAACUGGAGAGGAAAAAGAAGAACGAAGCAGAUUUGGAGGAUUUGGAUUUAUCUAAUCAAGGUAUUCAGGCGGACCAUCUUGAACACAGACUGCUACAGAGUGAGAAUCAGAAUCAGAACUUGCUGGACCAGCUCAGGGAGCUUAAGGACGAAAAUGGUCGGCUCUUCAAACUUCUGAGUGAGAAGGAUUUUGAAAUAAAACACCAGAAAAAGAAAAGGGAAGAAGAACGUCUGAUUUUAGCAGGCACGUCGGGCUUUGCAGGCGAUAUCGCAGCCACCAAGAUUGUUGAGCUGUCCAAGAAGAAUAGAGAGCUAACGGCUGAAAUUGAGCGAGAAAAGAUUAAAUCCAAGCAAAGCAUCAACAGAGUCGAAGAGCUUGAGAAAGAGCUGCAGGCAGCUUUGCUGCACUCUGCAGACGGGCGGGAGGUUGGUCCCAAGUCUCAGGAUAAGAGGCUGUCUGAAGACUGUGAGCAGCACAAUCCGGCGGUGAAGUCUCUGCAGGACAAAUUAGCUGCCGCCCAGCUGAAAACGACUGAGUAUCGCAACCAGGUUCAAUCUGUCAAACAGGAGCUGAAAGUAGCUCAGAAGGUUUUGCUCAGUGAGCUUGGAGAGGGGGUGAGCUUCCAGCAGUUACUAAACUCCCCGGGGAGUUUUCGAGGUCGCUCUCAGCAGAUAUUGGCUCUUCAGACGAGGGUGCGGGAUCUGGAGCAGCAGCUGAACCUGAACCUGUCCGCUCAGCGAAGACAGCCAAGUAUCCUGAGUGAGGAAGAAGAGUUUCUGGGCUUAGGAUUCCCUCAGAAAGCCCCUCAACGAGACAAGAACCUCAGCUACAUCCGCGCCAUCGAGAAGGAGAAGAGGGAGGCCUUUGAGAGGAUCUCAGUGGACUAUGAGGCCCUCCUGAAAGACCACGAGGAUGUGAAGAAAAAGCUGGACGCGUCCAAAGCCAGGAACAAAUCUCUGUCUACCGAGGUGAAAUCUCUGAAGCUCCAGAACUGCACCCUUAUGGAGAAGGGUAAACACGAUGACGAGCUUGUGGAUGCUCUGCUGAAGCGGCAGACUCAGAUGCAGGAGGUGCUGAGUCGGCUCGGCCGAGAGCAGGAGGCGAAGAGCGAGGAGACCCAGCGGAGACCGAGGCAGCAGCGGAGCACCGUGCCUCAACAGAAGAUUCACCUGUUAGUCACUAAGAGAGAUGCCAGGAUCAAAGAGCUGGAGGAGGAGAUCCAGCAGAUCUCUUUCAAGGGCAAGAAACAAGACAAAAUGGCCGAAACGACAUUAACAGCGACGGAGGGCACGGGGGGGCAAUCCAGCCUCAGGACGGGAAUCUGCAGUUCAGAAUUCACCCCUGAAGAGGGAGACAUUAGCAACAGAAUAACGUCUUCAGGUUCUGUUUCUAAAUUUGGUCAUAAACUGGUGCUGCCGGCUGUGGGAAGCAGUCUGGAAAUCAAGGGGAAAGCGAGGUCUUCGGAGGCAGGACAGGCGUACCAGGAGGAACGCCGCGGGGUGGUGACGCCGCAGCAGCUGGAGAAGAUAACAUCUGAUCCAAAAGGUAUUCCCUCGUUCUGGACCAAUGCUUCCUGCAGACCAUUGACUGCAUCCAGAAACCAAAGCAAACAGAGGAGCCGUGAACGCAGAGGUUAAAGUUAGCCAUCAGUGCACCAGGGAUCUGUGAACUAAACUCAGGCCAGAAAACGGUUUGUACCUCUAUGAGUCCAUUCAUCUCCCGGUGCCUCUCAUUUACAUGUAAUGGAAAGAAAAUAAACAGCGGUGUCCUAAUGUGCUCAUUUACAGUAAGUAGAAAUAAAGUAAUGAGCUGUUAUCUUUGCAGAGACAGCAGCAAAGCCUUUUUUUUUUUGUCCACAAUUGAAAUGUUGAUCAAAGUGUAGAGCAUUGGAGACGUCCGAUACGAUCCCUUAAUACGUUUCAAACUUUGGUUUUGCUCGCAGUUUAACAGCAGACGAACUCUGCCUGAGGCAUCGAGCCGAUACUGUGCGCCUUUUCUUUUCUUUGUGUUCCUUUCGGCAAGAUGGCGUCGCUGGAUGGCGGCGUGGUUAGUCAUGCGCCGCACGCCAACCGCUUCUGAUGUGUUUUCUUGAUAUUCAGGGACCUGACAUUGUCCCGCACUAAGGUAGUGGGGACUUAAUAUAUUGUACAAAGCAAGGCUUUGUUGUAUCAAUUCAAUACAGUAAAAGCCACAUGACCUCGUGUAUGAAUCGAUGGACUGCAAAGAAACAACAAAACAAUCUUUCUGCUGAUGAAGGAAAGACUCAAUCAAUUAUGCUCAAUACAAUAAUACAAAAUGCGAGAACGUCUUAUGGUGAUGACCUUACUGGAAUGUUGUGGAAACUGUAUUUUUUCAAAGACAAAACUGCCAAAGUAACAUCACUAUAGGAC
Gasterosteus aculeatus aculeatus (three-spined stickleback) is the source of this 2590-nucleotide messenger RNA. NCBI's taxonomy places the organism in Eukaryota, Metazoa, Chordata, Actinopteri, Perciformes, Gasterosteidae. The record is from RefSeq and is a predicted model, not a curated record.